UGUCUCAGUUUUGCCUGCUGUCUCGACGACAGCGUCACUGAAUAGCAGCUGUGUUUAAUCAGGUCAUGUGAUCAGUGUUAAAAAGCCCGAGGUUUGUCAAACAGUGGGAGGAUUGAGCUGGAACUGGAGUCGCAGCAACUGAGAGUCCGACAUGGAUUAACUGAAACCGCGCAGAGCAGCAGGACCAUGGCAGGGGGAGUCGUGGCCGAAGUCGCGGCCUCUGUCUUCGGCCUCAUCACGGCUGUCAUGAAUUUCUUCACGAACAUGUUUCUGACUCCGCCGCUGAGCGCCACCAUCAAACAUUUGGAGGAAGCAGAGCUGAAAACUUUGACAGGAGAACCGAAAACCAUCAGAGCCAAAUCUCUGUGGGAGACGUCUGGAGCUGUCAUCAUGGCAGUACGGAGGCCUGGAUGAUUUUUGUGCAGAGAGGAGGCUGCAGAGCUGUCCUCUCUGAAACCCCAGCUGGAUGAGCUCGGGGUCCCUCUGUACGCUGUGGUGAAGGAGGACAUCGGCACCGAGGUCCAGAACUUCAGACCGUACUUGAAAGGGGAGAUUUUCUUGGAUGAGAAGAAGCGCUUUUAUGGACCUCUUGAGCGGAAGAUGGGUCUGCUGGCGUUCCUUCGUCCUGGGGUGUGGUUGAGUGGCCUGAGGGCGUUUAAUAAGGGCUUCAUGGGAAAUAUUAUGGGAGAGGGCUUUGUCCUCGGUGGGGUCUUCGUCAUUGGAAGAGAAGAGCAGGGAAUACUUCUGGAGCACAGAGAAAUCGAGUUUGGGGAUAAAGUAAACAUUGAAGAAGUCCUCCGAGCUGCAAGGAGAAUCCCACAGGAGCUUCUGUCACUAGAAAAAUAAUGCUUUAUGUUGUGCUGUCCUUCUCUAUGAAGCCAGGAUGCAUUUUGUGGUAUGAUUGUUUAAUUAAGAGGAUCCGAGUGUAUUAAUGAUGGUUUGUCUUUAAACUCCAUUAGAGGAAGCAGACCUGAUAUCGAACACUCUAUUUCCUCAUAUUGCUCUCAUACCACGAUGCUAUUUUGGGUGCCAAGAGAUGGUGACUUUGCAAAUAAACUCUCAAAUGAAAA
Messenger RNA from Solea solea (common sole), 1070 nucleotides. RefSeq names its product peroxiredoxin-like 2A. Lineage: Eukaryota; Metazoa; Chordata; Actinopteri; Pleuronectiformes; Soleidae. The transcript is spliced from 5 exons. The record is from RefSeq and is a predicted model, not a curated record.